AUGAUGCCUUUGAUCUCCGUGGCGGUCCUUCUUUGCGGAACCGCCUCCAUGUUCACAGGAGAUGCGCUGCGCUAUGUGUGGUAUGCCUUCGGCCUGAUGCUGGCUAGCAUCAUGUUCUACCACAACGCUCUUCAGAUCAAAGAGAACAGCGAGGGCGAGGAGAGUCUGUUCAGUGGAGACUCCGACUUCCGCAAGCUCUCCAUCGUUUUGAUCGUCACUUGGUUCCCCUUCCCGCUGUGGUUCAGCUUGAGUGUGGAGGGCUUCGGUGUCAUCAAUGAUGGCUUCAUCAUCGAAAUGGGCUGGGUGAUCCUGAACAUCGUGUCGAAGUUCCUUUUCAUCAUCAUGAUGCAGCGAUACAAGAUGAUCCACCAGCGCAAGAUCGAGGCGGCCCGGGAGCUCUAUGGCCUCUCUCCUUCCGAUGAAGUUAACGAGGAAGAUCUGAAGAAGCAAGCGAUCAGCAACGGGGUUGCGAAUGGAGGCGUCAACGCCGAGGCUUACGGCCUGGGCCAGGGAGAGGAGGCGCAGAGUGAGUUGAAGCUCGUUGAACUGGUGGCCGAAACGAUGGUGACGCUUGGGAUGAGCAGCCACACCGACCGGCUGAUGAGGUUGAUGGUUGAGAACGGUGUCACGAACACAGCAGUCUUGGAGCGCUUGACUGCGGAGCGCUGCAUGGAGUUGAAUCUGCCGUGGGCUCUGAUUGAUGCAGCCCAGCGCCGCUGGACAGCGGAGAAGAUGAACAUGGGCCAGGACACAGGAGGCAACAUCGAGAAGGAAGAUCCUUUCAAGAAGCUUCUGGAAGCCAACAAGGAGCGCAUGGUGGGCAAGAACCUCGUGAACUCCCUUCCUGGUAUGUUCUCCGGUGGUAUGAACACCCCUCCCGUGGCGGGCAUGGGUAUGGGUCCGGGUAUGGGCAUGAUGGACAUGGCUGGCAUGGAGGAGCAGAUGAUGUCCGUGAUGAACAAGGUGAUGGUUCCAUAUCAGGACAUGGUCAUGAGUCGGAUGCAGGCAAUGGAGGAGAACCUUCAGCGCCAGCUUGAGAUGACACAGGAAGCCAUCUCCCAGCGUAUGGACUUCUCGCAGGUCUCGCUUCUGCAGACCGUCAACGCUUGCCAAGUGCUGCUUCACAAGCUGGACUCGUCGCAGGAGACGGUGAUGCAGAAGAUGGACACGCAAAAGUCCAUUGUCGACCGCAUGGUGGAGUCCUACUCAGGCCUCGUUCAGAACAUCGACAGCGCCAGCGACAACACGAAGAGAUCCCUUCUGGACACGGUCAACACAUCCUCCGCUGUGAUGCUUCAGAAGCUCGACACCACGCAGCAGGAUCUGCUGAAGCAGACUCAUGAGUCUCAUGCCGUGCUCCAAGGAGUGGCACAGUCGCAGACCAGCCUCGCAAAGAAAGUGGACUCGGGCAACGAGUUUACAACGCGCCGUCUGGUGGAGAUGGAGACCUGCCUGAGCAAGAAGGUUACCGAGACUGGCGACACGAUGUCUCGCUCGCAGACUGCUUGCUCCGAGAAGAUCCUCGAGUCCCUGCGCGACGACUUGUCCACCCUUGCCCAGCAGGGCAAUGCCAUGGUCGAUGCUACGGAGAAGUCGGCGAGUGCACAGGAAGAGCGCAUGUCAGAUGUCCGCCGCCAGAACAUGAUGAUCCUCGACCUGCUGACUCAAGCCCAAGAGACCAUGCACACCAGCGCCGAGUCUCUUCAGAGCUUCACCCGCUCCGAGAUCAUGCGCGAUUCCGCGGCGAACAUGGAGAUGCAGAUUCGUGAUGUGGUCCUGAAACAGAUGAACAAGAUGCAGGAGGCCUUCUUGGGCGAGGGCGAAGAAGGAGGCAGCUCCUUCAAGGACGCCGUCACGAACAUGGUCGCAAAGUUGGAGGAGAGCGCCAUGCGCCUCGAAAGCGCCAACUCCGUGAACGCUGGCACUGGCAAGGAUCAGAGCGAGGUGACCGAGAGCAUUCGCCAGGAAUUGGCCGCCCUUGCGAUGGCACUGUCGCAACAACAGCGUGAGAGCUCGCAAGAGAGUCUGGCACAAGUGAGCGAAGCACUCCGCGUGCAGCUGCUGCCUCUACAGGAUACCCAAUCGCAAGUCUCUGGCGCCUUGGACGCGAAAGUCGCCGAGAUUCAGAACACCAUGACUGAGAACCUGAUCCGAGUGGAGAUGGGUAUCGACAAGGUGCUGCAGACAGUGGAGGCUUCAGGUGGCAAGCCGUCCUCCGGUGCCGAGAAGAAGGGCUCGCGAGCGGCCGACCGCGGCUGA
Molecule: messenger RNA, 2259 nt
Organism: Symbiodinium sp. CCMP2592
Lineage: Eukaryota; Dinophyceae; Suessiales; Symbiodiniaceae
Source: the annotation of a GenBank genome assembly